GUUCCCGCGCGGCUCGGCCGUCCCGGGAAAGCCACAGGAGGGCGGGCUGGCGGGUGCCCGCCACGCGAAGCAGCUUUGGGCGGUGAACCCUCUGCUGCUCUUGGCUCUCUGGUUCGGGCGGAGACUGAGUUGCUCCGUGGAACCAGUACCAGGAGAUCUCUUCUUAACACCUCGGGGUUCCUUUGGGCUUCGUGCUAUCUAUUUGUGCCAACAUCCUUUUAAACUGGUUCUUUUCUCUAUCCCUCUUUAAAUUCUUUCUCAUUUUAAAAUUAUUGGCAUGGAUUCUUUUUCUCUCCUCCAGAUUAUAUAAACAUUACACACACACACACACACACACACACACGAGUCUUCCAUAAAGAUCACUGCGUUGACACCACUUCCACUCUGUCUCCCCAGAUCAGCGCUUUUAGCGAACCCAUUUUCGCGAGGAUUCGGCCCUCUCUUUUCCUGGCGAGGCUUUUGAACCUGUCGCCAAGGCCGUACCUCGGAGAGAAGGAAGUGCAGUGGGACGUGAGGGAUGCAUGGCGACUGCCCCCAGUUAGAUGCUCUUCAGAUAAUCUGCGACCAAGCUCGCUGAUUAAAUAUUUAGGAAAGACCUCGUAAACAUCACUGCAAAUACAUUAAGGCACUUCAACCCGACAGCUUAUGAUUAUUUCAAAACUUAAAAAGGAGAUCAUUGAUUGUCACUGUUUCUGUGCUCAACCAAGAAACCGAAUCUUCCCGAGGUGGGUGGAUGGGGUGGCUGAAUUGCUUGCUUUUCUCCUCCACGACUCCCCCUUCCCGCUCACUUUCAUGGCUAUGGCGCUCAGUAGCAGUGAUUUAUUUAUUUCUGUAUGGAGUUAAAAGGGUGUGCGUUGGUGGGGGUGUUCUUUGAGGACACGCAGGACCUGACCACAAAGGACUGGCUCAGGUGUCUUGCUUCUGUAUUAACUGGAAAAGACAGACUCUGGAACUUUUACAGGGCGAGAAGAGGCCACCGGCUCGCGCUUUGUAUACUUUGCACUUGAAAUCGUUACAUUCAACUGAAUAUUUGGCUCAUUCAGAUCCGAAAAGUCUCCUAGCAUCGUCAAAUUCCCUCCUCCGCCCCUCAGCUCCAAAGGAGGGGGAGGGGGAAGGUAGGAAAUGUUUAGUAAAUUGCACAUCUUUGAAUCUUCCUAAAGCAGUGGUCACAAAGCUUAAAGGUGACACAACAGUGCUCACGUAAAACCAACACACAUUCCCCACCCCCCUAAACCAACAAUAAAAUCAUCCCCUUCAAUUUGCCAUGAUCGCUGCGACCAGGAGCCAGGUGAUUAUCCUAAUUAAUGUCUAUCUAAUUAAAUUACUGUCAGCAGUUAACCAAUGGCAGGAGCCGUUUCAUCGGCUGCACAAGCAGCAAGAUCAAAAGUGAGCCUUUUCUGAUUGCUGCAUAGUGUCAAUUGGCCAAUCUCUUCUCCCAGGGAAAAAAAAAAAGUAAAUCAAACCUUUGAGAAGCAUUUGCUGGUUGAAGUGCUUUCUGUCUAGUGAGGGGGUCUGUGGAUUUCUAGUUUAUGAUAAAUAGGACUUUAAAAACCAGGGACAGGAGGGCGAGUGUUCAGGUUCUAGAGCUAUGCAGCUGGAGCACUGCCUUUCUCCUUCUAUCAUGCUCUCCAAGAAAUUUCUCAAUGUGAGCAGCAGCUACCCACAUUCAGGCGGAUCUGAGCUUGUCUUGCACGAUCAUCCCAUUAUCUCGACCACUGACAACCUGGAGAGAAGUUCACCUUUGAAAAAAAUUACCAGGGGGAUGACGAAUCAGUCAGAUACAGACAAUUUUCCUGACUCCAAGGACUCACCAGGGGACGUCCAGAGAAGUAAACUCUCUCCUGUCUUGGACGGGGUCUCUGAGCUUCGUCACAGUUUCGAUGGCUCUGCUGCAGAUCGCUACCUCCUCUCUCAGUCCAGCCAGCCACAGUCUGCGGCCACUGCUCCCAGUGCCAUGUUCCCGUACCCCGGCCAGCACGGACCGGCUCACCCCGCCUUCUCCAUCGGCAGCCCCAGCCGCUACAUGGCCCACCACCCGGUCAUCACCAACGGAGCCUACAACAGCCUCCUGUCCAACUCCUCACCGCAGGGCUACCCCGCCGCCGGCUACCCCUACCCACAGCAGUACGGCCACUCCUACCAAGGAGCCCCGUUCUACCAGUUCUCCUCCACACAGCCCGGGCUGGUGCCUGGCAAAGCGCAGGUGUACCUGUGCAACAGGCCCCUUUGGCUGAAAUUUCACCGGCACCAAACGGAGAUGAUCAUCACCAAACAGGGAAGGCGCAUGUUUCCUUUUUUAAGUUUUAACAUUUCUGGUCUCGAUCCCACGGCUCAUUACAAUAUUUUUGUGGAUGUGAUUUUGGCGGAUCCCAAUCACUGGAGGUUUCAAGGAGGCAAAUGGGUUCCUUGCGGCAAAGCGGACACCAAUGUGCAAGGAAAUCGGGUCUAUAUGCAUCCGGAUUCCCCCAACACGGGGGCUCACUGGAUGCGUCAAGAAAUCUCUUUUGGAAAAUUAAAACUUACAAACAACAAAGGAGCGUCCAACAACAAUGGGCAGAUGGUGGUUUUGCAAUCCUUGCACAAGUACCAGCCCCGCCUGCAUGUAGUGGAAGUGAACGAGGACGGCACGGAGGACACCAGCCAGCCCGGCCGCGUGCAGACGUUCACUUUUCCCGAAACUCAAUUCAUCGCCGUCACUGCCUACCAGAACACCGAUAUUACACAACUGAAAAUAGAUCACAACCCCUUUGCUAAAGGAUUUCGGGAUAAUUAUGAUACGAUCUACACCGGCUGCGACAUGGACCGUCUGACCCCCUCGCCCAACGACUCCCCGCGCUCGCAGAUCGUGCCCGGGGCCCGCUACGCCAUGGCCGGCUCUUUCCUGCAGGACCAGUUCGUGAGCAACUACGCCAAGGCCCGUUUCCACCCGGGCGCGGGCGCCGGCCCCGGGCCGGGCACGGACCGCAGCGUGCCGCACACCAACGGGCUGCUGUCGCCGCAGCAGGCCGAGGACCCGGGCGCACCGUCGCCGCAGCGCUGGUUUGUGACUCCGGCCAACAACCGGCUGGACUUCGCCGCCUCGGCCUACGACACGGCCACGGACUUCGCGGGCAACGCGGCCACGCUGCUCUCGUACGCGGCGGCGGGCGUGAAGGCGCUGCCGCUGCAGGCGGCUGGCUGCACGGGCCGCCCGCUCGGCUACUACGCCGACCCGUCGGGCUGGGGCGCGCGCAGCCCACCGCAGUACUGCGGCGCCAAGUCGGGCUCGGUGCUGCCCUGCUGGCCCAACAGCGCCGCGGCCGCCGCGCGCAUGGCCGGCGCCAACCCCUACCUGGGCGAGGAGGCCGAGGGCCUGGCCGCCGAGCGCUCGCCGUUGCCGCCAGGCGCCGCCGAGGACGCCAAGCCCAAGGACCUGUCCGACUCCAGCUGGAUCGAGACGCCCUCCUCUAUCAAGUCCAUCGACUCGAGCGACUCGGGGAUUUACGAGCAGGCCAAACGGAGGCGGAUCUCGCCCGCCGACACGCCGGUGUCCGAGAGCUCGUCCCCGCUCAAGAGCGAGGUGCUGGCCCAGCGGGACUGCGAGAAGAACUGCGCCAAGGACAUAGGCGGCUACUACGGCUUCUACUCGCACAGUUAGGCCGGCCUUGCCCGCCCCGGCCCCGCGCCCCGCCGCGGCCCGGCCCUUGCCGGCUCCUCGCGCCUCUCCCCCUGCGCCUCCUGCUCACGCCCCACCUCGCGCACUCCCUCAGUUUAUUUGACCCUCGAACACCGUCU
Messenger RNA from Bubalus bubalis (water buffalo), 3774 nucleotides. It is a transcript of the gene TBR1, whose product is annotated as T-box brain transcription factor 1. The record is from RefSeq and is a predicted model, not a curated record. Gene Ontology annotation, cellular component: nucleus. The transcript is spliced from 6 exons. The coding region runs from base 1589 to 3637 and encodes 682 amino acids. Gene Ontology annotation, biological process: cell fate specification; regulation of transcription by RNA polymerase II; regulation of neuron projection development. Lineage: Eukaryota; Metazoa; Chordata; Mammalia; Artiodactyla; Bovidae. Gene Ontology annotation, molecular function: DNA-binding transcription factor activity, RNA polymerase II-specific; RNA polymerase II cis-regulatory region sequence-specific DNA binding.